AUGGAAGAAAAUAAAAAUAAAGAAAAAACUUCUAUCAAAAAAAAAAACAAAGUAAAAAAACAAUUAAAAAAUAAGAAAUCAUCAAAAAAAACACAAGCAGUUCGAUUAUAUGAGAAAGGAGUUAUAUUAGGAUAUAAAAGAUCUCAAAGAAAUCAAGAUCCAAAUUUUACAUUAAUAGCUAUCAAAAAUGUAAAUACAAAACAACACGCUCAAUUUUAUGUUGGAAAGAGAGUAGCUUAUGUCUAUAGAACAAACAAACAUCAUAAUGGAGUGAAAAUUAAAUGUAUAUGGGGAAAAGUAUGUAGAACUCAUGGUAAUAAUGGUGUAAUUAGAGCUAAAUUUAGAACUCACAUUCCACCCAAAGCAUUUGGAGAUAGAGUCAGAAUACUUAUGUAUCCUUCAAAUAUUUAA
Molecule: messenger RNA, 411 nt
Organism: Plasmodium gallinaceum
Lineage: Eukaryota; Apicomplexa; Aconoidasida; Haemosporida; Plasmodiidae
Product: 60S ribosomal protein L35ae, putative
Exons: 3
Coding region: 1-411 (136 amino acids)
Biological process (GO): cytoplasmic translation; ribosomal large subunit biogenesis
Cellular component (GO): ribosome; cytosolic large ribosomal subunit
Molecular function (GO): structural constituent of ribosome
Source: RefSeq, a predicted model, not a curated record